CCUCCUGAGCAGCAGUCUCAGCAGCAACAGGCUGGCCAGGGCAGAAAGUCAGUACAGAUAUUAUUAUUAAUUACUCGCCUGUUUUGUCGUGUUUUAUGCGUGUUCUUGUAGAGAACGCGGUUGCGGGCGGUUGUCGGCUGUUCGGUUAGAAAGGGGUGUGCAGGAAAAAGCUGGGGUCAUAUUCAGUCCAGCCGCAUGGGACCCUCAGUCCUGCUUAUUGAGGUGAAAUUGUUUUUUCUCACUGGAGAUUUCGGACAGUCUGGAGCUUAUUGUAGCUGCUGAACAGAAGCGGUGGACAUGCUGGGCUCGUUACUGACGGCGUUUCUUGGCUUCGCCUCACUAGCUUUCCUUCACCUGCUGCUCAGGAGAAGGAGGAGAGAGGGAGAGCCUCCGUUGAUAAAAGGCUGGAUUCCAUUUCUGGGAAAAGCUCUGGAGUUCAGGAAAGACUCCUAUCAAUUUCUUCAGCGGCUACAAGAAAAGCAUGGCGAUGUCUUUACUGUACUAAUUGCAGGUAAAUACAUGACGUUUGUGAUGAACCCUCUCCUGUACCCGGCCGUGAUUAAACAAGGAAAACAGCUGGACUUCCAUGAGUUUUCAGAUGCAGCAGCAUCUACCACAUUCGGCUAUCCAGCUGUCCGCUCUGGAAGGUUCCCCGGCAUGAGUGAAAGAAUCCAGAAGCUAUUCCUGCUCCUGCAGGGUCCUGCACUCAAUUCGCUUACACACAGGAUGAUGGGAAACUUACAGCGCGUCGUACGACAGCACUUCCUCUCCUGGGGGGGAGGGCCAGAGUGUGACUGGCGGAGGGAUGGGCUGUAUGAGUUCUGUGAGCGUGUGAUGUUUGAGGCAACAUUUCUGACUCUAUAUGGACAUCCUUCACGUGCGAACACAGAAACGAAGAAAACGUCAGAAGAAAUUUGUUGGAUUGACACACUACGUGAAAAUUUUAAGAAGUUUGAUGCCAAGUUUCCUCUCCUGAUCGCUCACGUACCCAUCGGCUUACUGGGAAAAACUAAAUCUAUUCGUGAGGAGCUGAUCAGGUUUUUUCAUCCCUGCAGAAUGGCGGAAUGGAGCAGUCCAUCAGAGUUCGUACAGAUGCGAACUGAACUGUUCCACCAAUACGACACACUCAAAGACCUGGACAGAGCAGCUCAUCACUUUGCCAUGCUCUGGGCAUCGGUGGGGAACACUAUCCCAGCAUGCUUCUGGUGUGUGUACCACCUCCUUUCUGACCCACAAGCCCUUGUAGCUGUGAAAAAGGAGAUUGUUGAUGUGGUCGGAGAACAAGAAACCUCUAUAUGUAAUGAUGAUGUCACCCUGACCAGAGAACAGCUUGACAGAAUGAUUUACCUCGAAAGUGCUAUUAAUGAGAGUCUUCGCUUGUCCUCGGCUUCUAUGAAUAUUCGAGUGGUUCAGGAGGACUUUUGUCUGCAGCUUGAGCCUCAGUGCUCUGUGUGUGUGCGCAAAGGAGAUAUUGUAGUUCUGCACCCCCAGAGCACACACCUGGACCCUGAUAUCUACUCAAACCCACAGCAGUACCAGUUUGACCGGUUUGUGAAAGACGGGAAGGAGAAGACCGAGUUCUAUAAAGGAGAUCAGAAGAUCCGGUAUUAUCGCAUGCCAUUUGGAUCAGGGGCCACAAUGUGUCCCGGGCGAUUCUUUGCCAUUAAUGAAAUGAAACAGUUUGUGUGUAUUAUCCUACUGAUGUGUGACCUGGAGCUGGCUGGGGAUCAGCAGGAAGCAACACUGGACACCAGCCGAGCAGGACUGGGCAUCCUUCCACCUGCCAACCACAUCGCCUUCAGAUACAGACUCAAACAACACAGCACUGAGCAAGAAGCAGAGGCACUACUGAACUGACUGAUUCAGAACUUUGAGAGUAAGAAUGUGAGUGUAGUUUGAUGACAGCAGAGGGUACCAGUGAUUAGCCCUGGCCCUGUUUAAAUUCCUCUCUCAGAUACUCUUAUAACCUGCAUGAAAACCAGUAUAAAACAAGAACAAGAACACAACAUAAAUUAUAGAAAAUGGGUCAAAUGGACAUAUAAAUUAGAAUAUCAUUGUUAUCAAGUUAUUUUAUUUCAGUAAUUCAGUUGAAAAUGUGAAACUGAUAUAUUAUAUAGGUGUAUUACACACAGAGUGAUCUAUUUUAAGCGUUUAUUAGAUUUAUUAUUGAUGAUUAUGGCGUACAGCCAAGGAAAACCAAAAAUCACUGUCUCAGAUAAUUAUAAUAUUAUAUAAGAUCAAACAUUUGGCAGUGUGCCAAGUCCUGCUGGAAAAUGAAAUCCACAUCAUCAUAAAAGUUGUCUGUAGCAGAGGGAAGCACAAAGUGCUGUAAGAUUUUCUGGGAAAACACUGCACUGCAUUAGACUUGAUAAAACACAGUGGAUCAACACCAGCAGAUGAUAUGUCUCUCCAAACCAUCACUGAUUGUGGAAAUUUCACACUAGACCUCAAACAGCUUGAACUGUGUCUCUCCACUCUUCCUCCAGACUCUGCUCCCUUGAUUUCCAAAUAAAAUGCAAAAUUUACUGAUGAUCAGUGAUGGUUUGUAGAGACAUGUCAUCUGCUGGUGUUGAUCCACUGUGUUCUAUCAGGUACAAAGUCAGUGCAGUGUUUUCCCACAAAAUAUUACAGCACUUCAUGCUUGCUUUUAUGGAGAUGUGGAUUUAAUUUUUUCAGCAGGACUUGGCACACUGCCAAAAGUACCAAUUGGUCUUAUAUAAUAUUCUGAGACACUGAUAUUUGAGUUUAUAUUGGCUGUAAGCCAUAAUCAUCACCAAUAAAAGAAAUAAACAGCUAAAAUAUAUCACUCUGUGUGUAAUUUGUUUUGAGAUGCACUUGUACAUAUGCUCAUAUUGCGCUCUAGACACCCCUGAUGCUUAUGUUUAGGCUUUAUAAAUAUUAUUAUGUCCACCUAUACAACAUUUGUUUGAUAAUACAGUUAUGAACCCCCACACCGAAUGCCUUACCCCUGUCUAACUCACUGAAAACCAUCCUUAUGCACUGAAAAACCAGGAUAUAUAUUUUAUGCACUGAAAAAAUCUUCUCUUAAUGCACAUAUCUUUGGAAAGAUAAAACACUGUAAAAAUAAACCUGACUGCAUUUAAUAUUGCAUGGGAACCGUGCAAUAUCAAAACUUUGAUCCGCCAGCUUUUUAUAAGGUCCACCACUAUCUAAGACUGUUAACCAGACUUAUAAUGCAACCCUCCUGCUCGCCCAACACACAAUUGGUUAGAUAGCAACAUAGUCACUACACAUGAUCUUAUAGAGAAUUAUUGAAAUUAUUAUUAUUAAAAUCCUCACAGUUA
Astyanax mexicanus (Mexican tetra) is the source of this 3305-nucleotide messenger RNA. RefSeq names its product cytochrome P450 7B1 (gene cyp7b1). The coding region runs from base 298 to 1857 and encodes 519 amino acids. NCBI's taxonomy places the organism in Eukaryota, Metazoa, Chordata, Actinopteri, Characiformes, Acestrorhamphidae. Gene Ontology annotation, molecular function: oxidoreductase activity, acting on paired donors, with incorporation or reduction of molecular oxygen; heme binding; steroid hydroxylase activity. The record is from RefSeq and is a predicted model, not a curated record. The transcript is spliced from 6 exons. Gene Ontology annotation, biological process: cholesterol homeostasis; bile acid biosynthetic process.